AUGAGAGCUAGGAUUGGUGCUGGUUGGCUACAACACGUCUUGUUGUUCUUCGUUUGUGUCUUGGGUUUUAUAUCGCUUGCAUCAUGUAUAGAUGGAGAUGAAUACAGCAACACAGGAGACCCAAAAGUUCUUGUUCCCGUUACAAAAAUUAUAUACAACCGACUUCAGAAUCUAAAGAAUGCCUUAAAGGCUGACAUUGAUCGGGAUUUAGGAUAUUGCAUCAAAAAUUUGAAGAACGACUGGGAUGAAGCAUUUGAUUUUGAUAAAAAUCUGGACUUCUUAACCAAUUGUGUCAAGAAAACCGAUGGUGACCUCACAUUUAGACUAUGUUCAGCUGCUGAGAUAAAGUUCUAUUUCAAUAGUUUUGUUAGAAGGGAUCUAUCAACAACGGUUCAUGUAAAGCCUAACGUAAACUGCAAUCUAGCUAAAUGGGUUUCCGGAUGCGAACCGGGAUGGAGUUGUAGAGCAGAUGAUGAUAAAAACUUUGAUCUCAACAAUGGGAAAAUUCUUCCAUCUAGAACUCGUAAAUGUCUACCUUGCUGUGAGGGUUUCUUUUGUCCACAAGGUCUUGCUUGCAUGAUACGCGCUUAUUGCCCACUUGCCAAGCUUAAUAAAGCAACAGGAGUUUGCGAGCCAUAUAAUUAUCAAAUACCUCCGGGAAAGAUUAACCAUACGUGUGGAUCAGCAGAUAGUUGGGUUGAUGCUGAGAGUAGUGGUGAUAUGUUUUGCUCUCCAGCAUGCUUCAAGCUCGCAACUUGUAAUCCAAAUACUGCAAACCAAAAUAUUCAUGCCUAUGGAGCCAUCUUAAUUGCGGCACUAAGUCUUCUGAUGAUCAUGGUAUAUAACUGCUCUGAUCAAGUUCUUGCCACUCGAGAAAAAAGACAAGCAAAAUCUAGAGAAGCUGCAGCAAGACACGCAAAAGAGACAACACAAGCUCGUGAAAGAUGGAAAACUGCAAGAGAUGUUGCCAAGAACCCAAAGAUGGGAUUGUCUGCGCAACUAUCUCAAACAUUCUCUCGCAUGAAAUCUAAGAAAGAACCUGAAAAAGCAAGUGGAAAGUCAAAAGACAAGAAAAAGGAGAGUAAUUUAACCAAGAUGAUGAAGUCAAUGGAACAAAACCCGAACAGCAACGAAGGGUUUAACGUGGGAAGUGGAAGUAAACAUGGGAAGAAGCCACAAGCUCCAAAGGGCAAAGCCCUACACACUCAAAGCCAGAUUUUCAAGUACGCAUAUGGUCAGAUUGAGAAGGAGAAAGCUAUGGAGCAAAACAACCAGAACUUGACAUUCUCAGGAGUUAUUUCCAUGGCCACUGACACUGAGAUUAGGACUAGACCUGUCAUAGAGGUUGCUUUCAAGGACUUGACACUUACGUUGAAGGGUAAACAUAAGCAUAUAUUGAGAUCUGUUACCGGAAAGAUCAUGCCUGGCCGUGUCUCCGCAGUCAUGGGUCCAUCAGGAGCUGGAAAAACUACAUUUCUUUCUGCCUUGGCAGGAAAGGCAACCGGAUGUACGAGGACUGGUCUAAUCCUUAUAAAUGGUAAAAAUGAAUCUAUAAACUCAUACAAGAAGAUCACUGGAUUUGUGCCACAAGAUGAUGUUGUGCAUGGAAAUCUUACCGUUGAGGAGAACCUUCGAUUUAGCGCAAGAUGCAGAUUAAGUGCUUUUAUGUCAAAAGCAGACAAAGUGUUAAUCAUUGAAAGAGUGAUUGAAAGCUUAGGACUACAACAUGUAAGAGACUCGUUAGUUGGUACGGUAGAAAAAAGAGGAAUCUCUGGAGGGCAGAGGAAACGAGUGAACGUUGGUGUUGAAAUGGUCAUGGAACCUUCUCUAUUGAUAUUGGACGAACCUACAACAGGUUUAGAUAGUGCAUCUUCGCAGUUACUUCUUAGGGCACUUCGACGUGAAGCACUUGAAGGUGUUAACAUUUGCAUGGUCGUGCAUCAACCUAGUUAUACGAUGUACAAGAUGUUCGAUGACAUGAUAAUACUAGCAAAAGGUGGCCUAACCGUGUACCAUGGAUCAGUCAAGAAAAUCGAAGAAUAUUUUGCUGGAAUCGGAAUCACGGUUCCUGAUCGUGUCAAUCCUCCUGAUCAUUAUAUAGACAUUCUCGAAGGCAUUGUGAAACCAAAUAGUGACAUCACUAUAGAACAACUUCCUGUGAGAUGGAUGUUGCAUAAUGGCUAUCCAGUGCCGCAUGAUAUGUUGAAGUUCUGUGAUGGACUCCCAUCAUCAUCCGGACCAGCUCAAGAUGAUGAUUCAUCUCACAACUCGUUUGGUAAUGAUCUAUGGGAAGAUGUGAAAACAAAUGUGGAGAUGCAGAAAGAUCAGUUACAACACAAUUACUCGAAUUCUCAAGACAAUUCUAAUCGAGUAACUCCUAGUUUAGGUCGACAAUAUAGAUAUUUUAUUGGAAGGGUUGGGAAACAACGACUUAGAGAAGCAAGACUACAAGCCCUAGAUUUACUAAUAUUAUUAGUUGCAGGAGCUUGUUUAGGAACUCUUGCCAAGGUCAACGACGAGACAAUUGGUUCACUUGGCUACACAUACACGAUCAUAGCCGUUUCUCUUUUGUGUAAGAUUUCGGCGUUGAGAUCGUUCUCCGCGGAUAAGUUACAAUAUUGGAGAGAAAGUGCGGCUGGAAUUAGCAGUUUGGCACAUUUCUUGGCGAAAGAUACAAUGGACCAUUUGAACACAAUUGUUAAACCUUUAGUGUACUUGUCCAUGUUCUACUUCUUCAACAAUCCGAGAUCAAGUUUCGAAGACAACUACAUUGUACUCGUAUGUUUGGUCUACUGCGUAACGGGGAUGGCUUACAUAUUUGCCAUAGUCUACAAUCCUAGUGCUGCCCAAUUGAUGUCGGUGUUAGUACCCGUUGUGUUGACUCUCAUCGCAAAUCAAGAUAAAGAUAGCCUAGUUCUUAAGUAUCUUGGAACAUUUUGUUACCCCAAAUGGACUCUUGAAGCUUUUGUCCUUUCCAACGCUCAAAGGUACUCUGGAGUGUGGGUGGUGACUAGGUGCAGCUCAUUGUCUCAAAACGGAUAUGAUCUUAGUGAUUGGGUCUUAUGUCUCAUUGUUCUCGUUCUCAUGGGUAUCAUUUGCCGAUUCAUAGCUUAUUUCUGCAUGGUUACCUUCAAGAAGAAAUAA
Molecule: messenger RNA, 3144 nt
Organism: Microthlaspi erraticum
Lineage: Eukaryota; Viridiplantae; Streptophyta; Magnoliopsida; Brassicales; Brassicaceae
Source: the annotation of a GenBank genome assembly